Molecule: messenger RNA, 4608 nt
Organism: Salvelinus fontinalis (brook trout)
Lineage: Eukaryota; Metazoa; Chordata; Actinopteri; Salmoniformes; Salmonidae
Product: citrate synthase, mitochondrial-like
Exons: 11
Coding region: 249-1667 (472 amino acids)
Biological process (GO): tricarboxylic acid cycle; carbohydrate metabolic process; citrate metabolic process
Cellular component (GO): mitochondrial matrix
Source: RefSeq, a predicted model, not a curated record
GUGACAGAAUGAAACGGAAAUGAGUUCCAUCCCAGUCUUCCGUUUGCCUUAGCCAAUCGUUUCGAUUGACAGAGACACACGAGGCUCAACUGGCCAAUCAGGUUACAUUUCGCUGCAACCACCAUCCAAUCAACGAUACGCCUACUUGCAGGCCCGAAUCCCUCUUCAACCUUCAGUAGUGAUUUUUCUGUAGGGGCACCUUCAACUAGCACUGUCUUUCAGAAUAAAUAUAUUUUCCCACAGACAUCAUGUCCUUUCUGGCUACCAGUAUCUGCAGGCUAGCGCCAAGACUCCUUCAGUCAAAGAAUGCCUCAUGUGUCAUUGUGGCAUCCAGACAUGCCAGCUCAUCAACAAAUUUAAAGGAUGUUCUAUCAGACCUCAUCCCAAAAGAACAAAGUAGGAUCAAGAGCUUCAAACAGCAGUAUGGCAAAACCAACAUUGGAUCGAUCACUGUUGAUAUGGUCUAUGGUGGGAUGAGGGGCAUGAAGGGUCUGGUGUACGAGACCUCAGUGCUGGAUCCUGAUGAGGGCAUCCGCUUCCGUGGCUACAGCAUUCCAGAGUGUCAGCAGCUGUUGCCCAAGGCUCCAGGAGGUCAGGAGCCGCUGCCUGAGGGCCUCUUUUGGCUGCUGGUCACAGGACAGGUCCCAACAGAGGAACAGGUGAGCUGGUUGUCCAAAGAAUGGGCUAAGCGGGCAGCACUCCCCUCCCACGUCGUCACCAUGCUAGAUAACUUCCCUACCAACCUUCACCCAAUGUCCCAGUUCAGCGCCGCAAUCACAGCUCUGAACAGCGAGAGCAGCUUUGCCCGAGCCUACUCCGAGGGCGUCAACAAGGCCAAGUAUUGGGAGUUCAUCUAUGAGGACUCCAUGGACUUAAUUGCCAAGUUGCCAUGUGUUGCUGCUAAGAUCUACCGUAACCUUUACCGUGAGGGCAGCAGCAUUGGAGCUAUUGACUCCAACCAGGACUGGUCCGCUAACUUCGCCAACAUGCUGGGCUACAGCAACUCUGCUGAGUUCACUGAACUUAUGAGGCUCUACCUCACCAUCCACAGUGACCAUGAGGGAGGCAACGUCAGCGCCCACACAAGUCACCUGGUGGGCAGUGCUCUGUCGGACCCUUACCUCUCCUUCAGUGCUGCUCUGAACGGGCUGGCUGGACCUCUGCAUGGGUUGGCCAACCAGGAGGUACUGGUGUGGCUGACGGCCCUGCAGAAGGAGAUGGGAGGGGAGGUGUCUGAUGAGAAGAUGAGGGAUUACAUCUGGAACACACUCAAGUCUGGCAGGGUGGUGCCAGGCUACGGGCAUGCUGUCCUGAGGAAGACUGAUCCCAGGUACCAAUGCCAGCAGGAGUUUGCCUUUAAGCACCUGCCCAAUGACCCCAUGUUCAAGCUGGUGCACCAGCUCUACAAGAUCGUGCCCCCAGUGCUGCUAGAGCAGGGUAAGGCCAAGAACCCCUGGCCCAACGUAGAUGCCCACAGUGGAGUGCUGCUGCAGUAUUAUGGGAUGACAGAGAUGAACUACUACACUGUGUUGUUCGGCGUAUCCCGAGCCCUGGGAGUGCUGGCCCAGCUGAUCUGGAGCCGAGCCCUGGGCUUCCCCCUGGAACGCCCUAAGUCCAUGAGCACGGACGGACUCAUGACCCUGGUGGGGGCCAACAAGUCAGGCUGAAGAGGGAGAGAAGGGAGGAAAUAACAAAUAAAAGCUGACCUCGCCCCCAUCCCCAUGAAAGAGAUUCAAAGAGACAGUACACUUUUUUAAUUUAUUAUUAUUAUUAUUAUUAAUCAAAAAUCCCCAAAAAGGGCGUUUGAUAUUUACAUUGUUUGGUGUGAGACUGUGUUAGGUAUUCAUAGAUAUCCUAUAUUAUAUAUCCCCGCUAUGCCUCCACAUUUGGAAGAUAAAGAGAGAAGAUGCAAAACACGUACUCAUACACUGAGUGUAAAAAAACAUGAACUCCUUCCUAAUAUUAAGUUGCCCUCAGAACAGCCUCAAUUUGUCAGGGCAUGGACUCUACAAGGUGUCGAAAGCGUGCCACAGGGAUGCUGGCCCAUGUUGACUCCAAUGCUUCCCACUGUUGUGUUAAGUUGGCUAGAUGUCCUUUGGGUUGUGGACCAUUCUUGAUACACACAGGAAACUGUUGAGUGAGAAAAAUCCGGCAGUGUUGCAGUUCUUGACACACUCAAACCAGUGCACGCGGUACCUACAACCAUACCCCAUUCAAAGGCACUUAAAUCUUUUGUCUUGGCCAUGCACCCUAUGAUUGGCACGCAUUCACAAUCCAUGUAUCAAUUGUCUCAAGGCUUAAAAAUCCUUUAACUUGUCUCAUCUCCUUCAUCUACAUUGAUUUGAUUGAAGCGAAUUCAACAAGUGACAUCAAUAAGGGAUAAUAGCUUUCACCUGGUCAGUCUGUCAUGGAAAGAGCAUGUGUCCUUAAUGUUUUGUACACUCAGUGUAUAUACAAUUCACCUGCCUAGAGAUUACAGCUAGUUUAAUUUAUGUUCAGUGUUUGCUAACCCCAUGCCUCUCGUAUGGUGGCCAGGCCUGGGUUGCCCAGUCUGUCACUCCACCUCAUUACUACAGAGCUCCCACCUACCUCUGUUCCUGACUCAAGACAAUUACAGCACAGUAGGCUAAUGUGGUCUUGUAACAUCUUAUCAGCUUUCCCCAUGUGCCUGGGAGGACUGGGCCACCAACAGAUUGAAGAUGUGAAGGGGCAUAAAAAGUAGCAUAAAAUCCAAACUCGUAUACUCUGUUUUACUAUUGUUUCAAUUGGAGCAUAUCCGUUUGGUUUCCAGGCUACAUAAACAUAGAAUUAUGUGGGGAGUUACAGACGAAUGCCAAAUGGUCAUCAAUUGAGAUUUAAAUUGUGGUAGUUUGACAUCAAGAUUAACCCCUUUAAAAAGCAAGCAAAAUUAAUAAGGAAGCAAGUUACUUUUAAUUUCGGUCACAUUCUGCUGGUAUUAGUUGCUGAAGCUUUGAUUGUCUGGAAAGCCUGGCCUAAUCUUAAACAGGGAAACAUAGCAUUUUUUUUUGCCGGAAACCCUCACCGCAUUUAUCUAUAGAUUUCCCCCAAUGUCACUCUAACCAUUCUGAUUUCACUCCCAAGAACACUCCUGUAAAGAAAAAGGUCCUUCUCUGUAAAAUUAUCUAACUUCCACGGAAGAUGUUCAAUUUCGCCGAAGAAGGAUGCAAAUCAGGAAAAAAAGGGUACUGCCCCCUUUAAAAAAAAUUAUAUAUAUAUAUAUUCUCGUCUGGCUUGAUUCCCUGACUUCAAUGGAUUUAACCUUGACCACACCUCAAUGAUCAAAAUAACCUUUUGUUUUUUGUCAUUCAAUCGUGUCUUACAUUCUUUCCUUUCAAUUUCUGUCUGGGCAUCUUUUGUAAUGUGGGAUUUGUGUGGGUAGGAUGUAUAUGAUAGAGCUCUGAAUUGAAGCCUGGAGUACCCAAAGGCCUGAUUUAAUAAUAGCAUAGACUUGUCAUCUUUGAAGGAUUGGGAGGACAAGGUCUUCUGAUUUUAGUAUGUACAUGAAUGCAAGCUUGGACAUAAGUGUGCAGUCGGGGGCUAUUUGUCUGAGGUCCUGUCUUAAUUUUGUUUAUAAACUGGGUGGUUCGAGCUCUGAAUGCUGAUCGGCUGACAGCCGUGGUAUAUCACGCGUAUGACAAAACAUUUGUUUUUACUGCUAUUAUUACGUUGGUAUCCAGUUUUAAUAGUAAUAAGGCACCUUGGGGGUUUGUUGUAUAGGCAUUGUGUUGCGCCUAAGAACAGCCCUUAGCUGUAGUAUAGUGGUCAUAUAGCAUACACUAUACUUAAGCAAUAAGGCCUGAGAGGGUAUGUUACUAAUGCCCCAGAAAAGCGCUUCCGUGAUCGAGCUGCUACUUCAAAAUGAGCACUUGUUGGUUUAGAAUCCUUAAUUCUUAGCAAUAUUAAAACCCCUGUUAGAUUUGUCCUUUUUUGGGUGUUGAAUGAUAAACCGCUAAUGUAUAAAGAUAAUAAUUUGUGGUUUUAUUUAUACUUUGUAUAUAGUUAUGUAUAGCUUGAAUGAAUGAGCUAUUUUCAAAAAGUAUUGCUCAGUCAUACAGCUGUGUGAUUCCAACCUCGCUCAUUACGUCUUUCUGUUUUACGUGUCGUUAUGAAAGUUACUCUUGUAAAUAAAUCUAUUGCCCGUUUCAUAUGGGCUUUUUCUGCUGUUUAGGGGGUGUUUGCUUUGACUGUGUUCAAGCUUGCUCUCAGGCAGCAGAUAUUAGUUGCAGGCACAUAGCAGCUUUACCUGUGCUUAUGUUUAUCAACACAACAUACUAUAUAGCAGCUGUAGCACUUCUCACACUGCUUUCUGGAACAACUCAUUCAAUGUCUGUCAGACUUCACUGACGUCAGCCCCCUCAGAUUUCUAUGCCUUGCUAUUCUCGCUUGGCUUCAUGUUUUUCUGUGUUCAUUCUUCUUGGUUUGUCUUGUGGAGUGUGGUUAUUUCUGAUCAUAAGGUCUAAAGACCGUGUGGAACCAGGGGAAGAUCUAUUUAGGUGGGAUUCAGUUGGAGAAAGCUAUAACGGGAUGGGUCAAAUAGGUGAAAGGCGCUUAGAACAAAUGGAAAACCAAUAAAUGUUUUUAUUAACA